Messenger RNA from Drosophila biarmipes, 2035 nucleotides. RefSeq names its product sodium-independent sulfate anion transporter. The record is from RefSeq and is a predicted model, not a curated record. Gene Ontology annotation, cellular component: membrane. The transcript has 9 exons. Gene Ontology annotation, biological process: transmembrane transport. Bases 153 to 1940 code for a protein of 595 amino acids. NCBI's taxonomy places the organism in Eukaryota, Metazoa, Arthropoda, Insecta, Diptera, Drosophilidae. Gene Ontology annotation, molecular function: sulfate transmembrane transporter activity.
GCAGUCGCGUCUGGAGCGGCACACCGAGCGCACGCCGUAGCUCCCCGGUUUUUUUUUCCCCCCAUAUACAUACUCUCUUUGGCAAUUACCGAUCUCACUAGCGAUUCGCAGUGCCAGAAAUCCAGUUCCAAGCUGGAGAGCCAUCCGCCGAGAUGAGAAGCAACGAGGAUAAUCUGUACCGGGAGCAGCUGCCCAACUUGGGCUCCCUUAUCAGGGACGGAGGCCGCAAGCUGUGUCGUCCGGCGACCGUGACCAACAAGUUCCCCAUCCUGAAGUGGCUGCCGCGCUACCGGCUGGAGUACAUCAUGCAGGACUUCAUCGCGGGAUUCACGGUGGGUCUGACCACCAUUCCGCAGGCGAUUGCCUAUGGAGUGGUGGCCGGCUUGGAGCCACAGUAUGGCCUGUACUCCGCCUUCAUGGGCUGCUUCACCUACAUCUUUUUCGGUUCCUGCAAGGAUGUCACAAUUGCUACCACUGCCAUCAUGGCCUUAAUGGUCAACCAGUACGCCACCAUUUCUCCGGACUACGCUGUGCUGGUGUGCUUCCUGGCUGGCUGCAUUGUGCUCAUCCUGGGGCUGCUCAACAUGGGCGUCCUGGUGAGGUUCAUCUCGAUUCCAGUGAUCACGGGCUUCACCAUGGCGGCGGCCACCACAAUUGGCAGUGCCCAGAUCAACAACAUUGUGGGUCUGAGCAGUCGUUCGAACGACCUGCUGCCCGCCUGGAAGAACUUCUUCACCCACUUGCCGUCAAUUAGGGUGUGGGAUGCCCUGCUGGGCGUCUCUUCCCUCGUUUUCCUGCUGCUCAUGACGCGCGUAAAGGACAUCAAAUGGGGCAACCGGAUAUUCUGGAAGUACCUUGGCCUCUCCCGCAACGCCCUGGCCGUGAUCUUCGGCACCUUCCUGGCCUACAUCCUGAGUCGAGAUGGCAACCAGCCCUUCCGGGUCACGGGAAACAUUACGGCCGGAGUGCCGCCCUUCCGCCUGCCCCCCUUCAGCACCACUGUGAAUGGGGAGUACGUUUCCUUUGGCGACAUGAUCAGUACCGUAGGUGCUUCGCUGGGCUCCAUUCCCCUGAUCUCGAUCCUGGAGAUUGUGGCCAUUUCCAAGGCCUUCUCAAAAGGAAAAAUUGUGGACGCCUCACAGGAGAUGGUGGCCCUGGGAAUGUGCAACAUCAUGGGCAGCUUUGUGCUCUCCAUGCCCGUGACGGGAUCCUUCACCCGCACGGCUGUGAACAAUGCCAGUGGCGUGAAAACGCCUCUGGGAGGAGCAGUCACCGGCGCCCUGGUGCUCAUGGCACUGGCUUUCCUCACCCAAACCUUCUACUACAUUCCCAAGUGCACCCUGGCUGCCAUUAUUAUCGCAGCCAUGAUAUCGCUGGUGGAGCUGCACAAGAUCAAGGACAUGUGGAAGUCGAAGAAGAAGGACCUCUUCCCCUUUGUGGUCACUGUUAUCACCUGCAUGUUCUGGAGUUUGGAGUAUGGAAUACUCUGUGGCAUUGCUGCUAAUAUGGUCUAUAUUCUCUAUAGCAGUGCCCGCCCCCAUGUAGACAUCAAACUGGAGAAGAUCAAUGGUCACGAAGUGAGCGUGGUGGAUGUGAAACAGAAGUUGGACUAUGCAUCCGCGGAGUAUCUCAAGGAGAAGGUGGUGCGGUUCCUCAAUAACCAGAAUGGGGAGACGCAGCUGGUGGUCAUCAGGGGCGAGGAGAUCAACUCCAUUGACUACACAGUGGCCAUGAACAUUGUCUCCAUGAAGGGGGAUCUGGAGGCCCUCAACUGCGCCAUGAUCUGCUGGAACUGGAACAUCGCCUCCGCCGGAGUUGUUUGCCGUUUGAACAGCGAUCUGCGACCCAUCUUCAAGUUCGAUUUGACGCUGGACGAGGUGGUGGCUGGCCACUUCGACAGUCCCUCGCACACAGCCUCCACAGUGACCAUCGAGGCCUAGACAACCUAGUUUAUUUUCACUAACAUUAGGCUGAAAGUAUUACCUCAAGAUCACAAUUUCCUAAUAGAGUUGCAUUUAAGCGAAAAGCGAAACCA